AAACAACAGUCGUCGCACAAUACUAAACGCAAACUGACUCACACACAAUGUGCAUAGCCGUUAUUUGGGCCUUGAUCACCUUUGCUUCUACGGUAACCACCUAUGACUAUGGUGAUUCCACCUCCUGCGGCACGGCUGAGGUGCCAGCGGGAGAAAAAGGGCUUAUGGACGCCUUCUGCAAUCCCGAACUCACGCACCCUUCCAAGCUGAACCAGCUCAGGCACUGCGUCUGCGACGACGGUUACGUGCGCAACGCUUGGGGCCACUGCAUCACUUACAAGGAGUGCGACAUGUGCAACUCACUGCCCAACCACGACUUCCACAACUGCGAGUCCGCGUGCCCCCUGACCUGCGGCGAACCGGUCCCCACGAGGUGUACGCUCCAGUGCGUGUCAAGGUGCGCCUGCGCACCGGGAUACGUGCGUGCAAGUCACCAGGAGGACACGUGCGUGCCCGUCAGCCAAUGCUCCCCGAUUUGCCCCGUCAACUCCACCUUCGAGCUUUGCGUGCACGGUUGUACGCCACAGUGCCGCCAGAAGGCGCCCGCCGCGGACUGCAUACCUUCGUGCCACAGGGGCGAAUGCGUCUGCAAAGCGGGCUAUGCUAUGGACAUUAUAAACAGUGCACAUUCCACGAAGCUACGCAACAUGCUGGAUGCAAUGUCAACAACACACCUGCCGGCAGACUUUAUCGCUCAGAUCCAGCUCUUCAAGGCAUCUUUGGACUCAAGUCAGAUGUGCGCAAACGCUUUCGGUUUCUUCUCACUGGAUAAAGGCCUGCUGGUAUCCACCGCAGCGAGCGUCCUUUCUUUCACUAUACUCCUGGUGCAAACUGGACAGGAGUUCAAAACUGGCUGAUGCCUCCAAACCCAUCGGAAACGCAACAUUUGCGACUUCAUCACGAAGCAUCUUAGCCCCCGUUGGAAGCGCACUGUUCUCACGGCGCUAAUAAAUAGCAU
Molecule: messenger RNA, 958 nt
Organism: Dermacentor andersoni
Lineage: Eukaryota; Metazoa; Arthropoda; Arachnida; Ixodida; Ixodidae
Source: RefSeq, a predicted model, not a curated record